Messenger RNA from Anoplopoma fimbria (sablefish), 2259 nucleotides. RefSeq names its product lysosomal membrane ascorbate-dependent ferrireductase CYB561A3. Gene Ontology annotation, molecular function: oxidoreductase activity. The record is from RefSeq and is a predicted model, not a curated record. The transcript is spliced from 7 exons. Bases 466 to 1365 code for a protein of 299 amino acids. NCBI's taxonomy places the organism in Eukaryota, Metazoa, Chordata, Actinopteri, Perciformes, Anoplopomatidae. Gene Ontology annotation, cellular component: lysosomal membrane.
UGCAUACGUAGCUUUCUAUUCUCUGUCGUCUUUAUAAAUGUGGAGUGUGUGUAAACGAGGUACAAGAAUGGACGCUUCUUGAACCACCAACUUAUUCUGUGACUGUUUGCGUAAGCUAACAGCAGCGUUAGCUACGUGACUUUCGACGUCACUUACACCAGACUGCGUUUAAAAAAAACAUGCUAAUUGAAUAUUGCCCUGCUAAGAGAGUGAAGAGACGAAGCGGCGGCAACGUGAAUUAACGUCAUGUUAAACUAUUGUAGAAAGGACACCGUUUACUUCGCUUUAACUUCAGAAAAGUUCACAGAAUAUCAUUUGCAAAAGUUGAAAUAGUUCGCUGAAUACGUGAACAUGGUACUAAUGUCAAGCUAAACAAGUGUUUCGUUGCGUCAUGAGAUUUGUCCCUUUGCCAGAAAGCAAUUGCAUUUUCCCCACUGUGGUUUUGUAACACUAACUUGGCAGCAGAUGCAGCAGGCUGGCCCCUGGUCUCCCAGCUGGUCCUCAGCCUCUGACUGCUUCCCCCUCAGCCACCUCAAUAAUACAGCUGAAUGUGGAAGUGAGAAUUCAGUUGAACCAGAGAAACAAGAAGUGAGAGCAAAUACCUCUCCUACACAUCUCUGCAGGAUGCGGUCCAUCGUGAGCUUCUACAUAUGCUACCUGCUGUGCCUGGGCCUGAGCCUGGCCUGCGUGGUGUGUGUGUGUUUGUGGAACGUCCAGUGGCGGGGGGGUUUCUCCUGGGACAGUUCGAUACUGCAGUUCAACUGGCACCCGGUCCUGAUGGUGACCGGCCUGGUUGUGCUGUACGGCAAUGGAGCUGUGUUGUACCGCGUCCCCCUGACCUGGGGUCAGAAUAAACUCCCCUGGAAACUGGUGCAUGCCGCACUGAUGCUCCUCGCCCUGAUCCUGUCCAUUGUGGGGCUUUGUGCUGUGUUUGGCUUCCACAAUGCUAACAACACCCCUAACCUCUACUCUUUGCACAGCUGGAUCGGAAUCGCUGCUACGGCUCUUUUUGCCAUACAGUGGGUGGCGGGUAUGGCUGGCUUCCUCCUGCCCUGCUCCCCCAUGUCACUGCGUGUUCUCCUGAAACCCGUCCACGUGUGGAUGGGAGGCACCAUCCUGUGGCUCAGCAUCGCCGCCUGCAUCUCCGGAAUCAAUGAGAAACUCUUCUUUGUUCUCAAAGGCAGUGCCUCUGAGGCGUAUUCUGCCCUUCCUCCCGAGGCCUUGUUUGCAAAUGUUUUAGGAGUUUUGAUCGUAGCCUUCGGCUUGGUUGUCCUUAAGAUUUUGUCCAACCGUGAAUGGCAGCGACCCGACCCCAGGCCUGAGGAUCUGGCUUACGCGCCAUUGCUUCAAGAAGAAAACGAAUGAAGGGAAUUUAUAAGAUAUGCUCACCGCAAACCUGUCAAUGCAAAAUCAGUUUAUCCAUCACAGAUCACAAUUCCCUCCAACAAUCCAAAAGUUCAAGUUCAGUUGAAUGUACAAGCAGUUAUCUGAACACUGAGAAUUAUCUGUGUGUGUUUUGGGUGUAAAUAUUUAUUUGAAUAUUAUAUAUAAAAUAGCUUUUUCUCCAAAGAGUAAAAUAAAGUUUGCUUCUCCAAAAUAUUCUCCUCGUGCACUGUUAAUAAUCUUGCUAGCCAGUGUAGAGAACCUUCAUUUUAGAUUAUUUUACCACUGAGGUUUUCCUAAGGGGAAGAAUAUGUAAACCAAAAAAUAAAAAGUAACAUUUGUUCAAAGCUGAUGUUUCAUAAUAUGAGUUAAAUGCCUGACUAACAUCUAUGAUGAAACAUUGCUUUAUCAGUUACCUUAAUGCUGAUAGUGUUCAGCAGUUCACUCCCUUAUUUAAGAUCAAUACUGAAGUCAUCAUGAAUUAGAAUGACACUUUAUCAGGGCUGUAACAAAUGCCAUUUCAAGGCUUCAAUUGAGGUUUUUGAACAAAGCUUUAUUUAUUUUUAUUUUAUUGGUUUAUUUGGUAGGGACAGUUCACAUUAAUAAAACAUUUCUGUAAAUGCGCAAGAGACUAUUUUUCAUCUGUAGUCUCCUCAUAUUUUAUUACAUCUUCAUCUUACAACAAAGAUUUUCCGCCCCGUUAAAGGUGUAGUCUAUAGCAUCAUUGGACUUCAAUUGGCACAGUGAUUCCCAAACUGUGCCACUUGUGAUAAGUGAGUUUCUAUCUAAUGGUACAGAAGAGCCAUGCUAAAAGACGUAGUAAUUGCACUCCAACUGGCCCAAGUUCUUAACUUAAACCCCCCCCAAAAGUGUAAU